This is a messenger RNA of Cavia porcellus (domestic guinea pig), 1021 nucleotides long. RefSeq names its product olfactory receptor 5W2-like. Gene Ontology annotation, molecular function: odorant binding; G protein-coupled receptor activity; olfactory receptor activity. Gene Ontology annotation, biological process: G protein-coupled receptor signaling pathway; sensory perception of smell. The record is from RefSeq and is a predicted model, not a curated record. Gene Ontology annotation, cellular component: membrane. Lineage: Eukaryota; Metazoa; Chordata; Mammalia; Rodentia; Caviidae. Bases 1 to 933 code for a protein of 310 amino acids. The transcript has a single exon.
AUGGACCAAGGGAAUUGCUCCUCAUUGACUAAAUUCAUUUUAGUGGGAAUUACUAAUAAAUUUGGGAUGAAAAUGACACUAUUUACCAUAUUUCUAUUCAUUUAUCUCAUUAAUCUUCUGGGAAAUCUUGGAAUGGUCAUUUUAAUUAGAAUGGACAGCCAGCUCCACACACCAAUGUACUUUUUCCUCAGCAACCUCUCUUUCUGUGACCUCUGCUAUUCUACAGCAGUUGGACCCAAGAUGCUGGUUGAUAUUUUUGGCAAGGAUAAAUCAAUUUCUUUUUUUGGUUGCACUCUGCAGCUCUUCAUUUGCUGUACCUUUAUAGACUCUGAGUGCAUACUGCUGGCAGUGAUGGCGUUUGACCGGUACAAGGCCAUCAGCGACCCCUUGCUCUACACAGCCCACAUGUCGAGCAGGCUGUGUUCCCUGCUCGUGGCUGCGGUUUACCUGAUGGGAAUGGCAGAUGCUGUCAUCCACACAACGUUAACAUUCCGCUUAUGUUUCUGUGGUUCUAAUGAGAUUGAUCAUUUCUUCUGUGAUAUCCCACCUAUCUUAUUACUGUCUUGCUCAGACACACAGAUCAAUGAGUUAGCCAUAUUUACAAUUUUUGGAUUCAUUGAACUGAGCACCAUAUCGGGAGUGCUGGUCUCCUAUUGCUAUAUCAUUUUAUUCAUCUUAAUGAUCCGCUCUGCUGAGGGACGGUGCAAAGCUUUAUCCACCUGCACCUCCCACCUCACUGCAGUCGCCAUCUUCCAGGGAACCAUGCUCUUCAUGUACUUCCAGCCCAGUGCAUCUUAUUCCUUGGAGCAGGACAAAAUGACCUCACUGUUUUACACCCUUGUGAUCCCCACCUUGAAUCCACUGAUUUACAGUUUAAGGAAUAAGGAUGUGAAAGUGUCCAUUGAAAAACUGAAAAAUAAAAGGUGGUUUUAAAUACAUAGUAUAGAUCAAAACUUUCCCCCCACAUACAUAGUGAUUUUUUGGUCUCCUAAUAGUCUACAGUAAUGGAUAAAAAACAAAU